AUGGCGCAGAAGCAGCCCUCCACGGAUGCCCAGAGCCACUCUAGCGGAGAUGCUUCGAAACCAACAAAUCCACCAGGUGCUGGACCUGUCGACCAGGAUGAAUAUCCUCCCGUGUCAAAGGUUAUUGUCAUUGUCGCUGCAAUGAUGUGUACAGCUUUCCUGGUUGCACUGGACCGUCUGAUCAUCGCAACAGCCAUUCCCGUCAUCACCAACCAUUUCAACUCCCUGGCUGAUGUAGGUUGGUAUGCAUCAGCCUACCUCCUCACAAUGUCCGCAUUCCAACUCUUCAUCGGCCGGAUUUACACCUUCUACAACCCCAAAACGGUAUACAUUGCCUGUGUAGGGAUAUUCGAGCUGGGCUCUUUGGUCUGCGGCGCUGCCCCGAACUCCACCGCCCUUAUCAUCGGCCGUGCGAUUGCCGGGGUGGGCAGCGCAGGCAUCUUCUCUGGGGCCAUCACAAUGAUCGUCUAUCUCGUCCCCCUGCAGAAGCGACCUGCCUGGACCGGCAUCUUUGGCGCCGUGUUUGCGAUCGCUUCGGUCGCGGGGCCCUUAUUGGGCGGCGUGUUUACCGACAAGAUCUCUUGGAGGUGGUGCUUCUACAUCAAUCUGCCCAUUGGUGGAGCUAUGAUGGUGGUGCUGUUCUUCGUACUCCAACUCCCAGCCGCCGCCACGGACAGAGCCAAAGUCCCCUUGAAGGAACAACUCCGAAAACUCGACCCAAUCGGAACGGCGGUCUUUAUUCCUUCUAUUGUCUGCCUCCUCCUGGCUCUACAGUGGGGUGGUACCACGUACAACUGGUCGAACGCACGCAUCAUUGUCCUGCUGAUCCUUUCGGGAAUUCUGUUCGGCAUCUUCGUCUAUCUCCAACAUGCCUUCCAGGAGAACGCCACCAUCCCGCCACGAAUCAUCAAGACACGCUCUGUCUCCGCAGGGGUGGUAUAUGCCUUCUUCAGCGGAUCAGGGAUGAUGACCAUGGUCUACUUCCUCCCGAUCUGGUUCCAAGCCAUCAAAGGCGCCUCGGCUGUUCACUCGGGAAUCAUGAAUCUUGCAGCCGUAUUGGGCAUCACGUGCGCCUCCAUGCUCGCGGGCUUCGCAACCCGCAAGAUCGGAUAUUUCACGCAGUGGAUGUACCUUUCAUGCAUCCUGACGUCCGUUGGCGCAGGUCUCAUCUCUACCUUUUCGACCACUACAGCCCACCCAAAGUGGAUCGGCUACCAGGCCAUCUACGGCAUGGGCUUGGGUCUGGGAAUGCAACAGCCUAGUGUCGCCGCACAAGUUGCACUGGCCCGCAAGGACGUGCCGACGGGUGCAUCGAUGAUGUUCUUUGCGCAGACGCUGGGUGGCUCCAUCUUUGUGAGUGUCGCCAACAACAUCUUCGACAACAGCCUCGCCACGGACUUGCGGAAAAUCCCCGGCGUCAACGCGGACGUGGUCACGCACGUUGGAGCCACAGACCUUCGCGGCAUUGUGCCACCCCAACUCCUGCCCUCGGUGCUCGUGGCAUACAAUGACGCAAUCAGGAAUGCCUUUUACGUCGGCGUGGCUGUAUCUGCAGCGACCAUCCUCGGCGCUCUGGCCAUGGAGUGGAAGAGUCUGAAAAAGGUCGCAGCGGCGCAACAAGCCGCGGCCAAGGCGGCGAGAGAGGCUGCGGCGAGCCAGCAGGGCGAUAGUAAGCCCGGGUCGGCCGAUGGGGCACAGCCGGAGACUCAGGAGGGCGAUGGAAGGACCGAGCAGGAGCCGGUGGAUGAGAAGAAGCAUGUUGUCGAAGAAGUCUAG
Molecule: messenger RNA, 1776 nt
Organism: Fonsecaea multimorphosa CBS 102226
Lineage: Eukaryota; Fungi; Ascomycota; Eurotiomycetes; Chaetothyriales; Herpotrichiellaceae
Exons: 2
Coding region: 1-1776 (591 amino acids)
Biological process (GO): transmembrane transport
Molecular function (GO): transmembrane transporter activity
Source: RefSeq, a predicted model, not a curated record